This is a messenger RNA of Pisolithus orientalis, 920 nucleotides long. RefSeq lists its product as uncharacterized. The transcript is spliced from 3 exons. Lineage: Eukaryota; Fungi; Basidiomycota; Agaricomycetes; Boletales; Pisolithaceae. The record is from RefSeq and is a predicted model, not a curated record. Bases 121 to 747 code for a protein of 208 amino acids.
AAACAACUCAUCGCUAUACAUAACUUUGCAAACCUUGGCCCAAUACUACGUGUUUCCAAGAACACCGACGCACUCAGUCGCCGCUGUCUGAGGUGAGUGGUAGCCUAGUAGACCAGGCCAAUGCCGCGCUCCAAGGGGUCGAAAGCAGCCAGUAAGAGAAAGCGUGCAGACGACACGGGUGGCGCAACAAUAGGAACGAGUGACACUGCCAAGUCACACGAAGUCGAGAAGGAAGAGGAUCUUACUACAGCCCUUCCUUCGAGUGCCACCCCUGUCACUGUCAAGGUGGAUGCUGUACAUUCCCCAGCUAAGCGGAAGAAGGUUGAGGCUGAGGAUCAGGGGCCUGUUGAUCAACCUCAGGGCCAGGCCACACCACAGUCCCUCUUACGGGACUUGCUCGCCAUGACAGACAGAGUCAGACAGGUAGGGGUGAAGACUGUGCUGGUGGUACAAAAGGCAGAAGAAGCAGACAUGAACGAUGCGAAACUGUUAAUAGAAGAGGCAGCAGAAGCACAGGUGGAGGCCACGGCACAGAUGGUUGAGGCAUCAAGCGUGUUUUUGACGGUUGCCACGAGUGCAAUAGAGAAUGGCGAGCGUGGACAGCUGUCGAUAGCUACUGCCUUGGCAGCAGUAGUUGUCGGCACUUAUAUUGUGAUCCAUCAUUCGCAAACCUUACUCCACCAAGCGAAGAUGGACAUGCUAGAAGAAAGAUCUUCUAUCGACUCCGACGAAAGUCAAUCCGUGUAGUGCGUACAGGUGGGCCCUACCAGAUACUCGGAUACAUUGGCAGCGCUUUUCCUAUGGAAUAGUAUUUGUGUCAGCACCUGCACUUGUGGUUUCGUGACCCUUCUCUCAGUAUAUGUAUCGGAGUACCAGGGUUUUGCGCCGUCGAUGGCACAGAAAAAUCUAUUACGUUCAGG